CUCCUGGUGCUCUUGCAAGGGAACCCAUUUCCAUGGGUUUUGUAUUUGCAUGGGCUUUUUGUUUUUUUUUUAACUGGUUGGAGCUUCAUCUGUGUUAUUUGUGUACUUUCUCAGAAAAAGCUUGUGGCGAAGGGGGGCAAAAAAAAGAAGCAGGUUCUGAAAUUCACCCUUGAUUGCACUCACCCUGUAGAAGAUGGAAUCAUGGAUGCUGCCAAUUUCGAGCAGUUUCUCCAAGAGAGAAUCAAAGUGAAUGGAAAAGCUGGAAAUCUUGGUGGAGGUGUUGUGACCAUUGAAAGGAGCAAAAGCAAGAUCACUGUAACAUCUGAGGUGCCUUUUUCCAAAAGGUAUUUGAAAUAUCUCACCAAAAAGUAUUUGAAGAAGAAUAAUCUACGCGACUGGUUGCGUGUAGUCGCUAACAGCAAAGAGAGUUAUGAAUUACGUUACUUCCAGAUUAACCAGGAUGAAGAGGAGGAGGAAGAUGAGGAUUAAAACUCUUUUAUCUGGAAUAUUUUGUAUGAGUUCUUGAAUAAAACUUGGGAACCAAAACAGUGGUUUAUCCUUGUAUCUCUGCAGUGUGACUCGAACAGAGAAUGGGAACCAUGGCAGAUGGGCUUUAUGGGCUUCCACUCGCUUACUUGUGAUUACCUUUUCUUUUCUGCUUGGAAAUUUCAUUUCUUACAGUAGUAACCAAAGUAGGAGGAGAAGGCUGAUGGAAGGGCACUAAGGAGUGUCCAGCACUGAGCAGUAGAUUGAGGGUGUGGAGAUGCAAGCUUCACUUGGUCUCUAUUUUAUUUUUAAAAGUACAAUUGUAUUUGGUUAUUUUCUCAAAGGAAGAUUGAGGGACUCAAUGUGCGGUUUCUCAUUCAUUAAAAACAAAACUAGUGAUAUUGUUCUAAGAUCGCCUUGUGGGAAAUGGCAGUGUCAAUGACAUGCGGGUUUCUAGACUUCUGUCUUCAUUUUAAAUUACAAAUUACUUUUAAUGCUCACAACUAUGUACGCUAAUCCUUUUUCUUUCUAUGCCAAUAAAAUGUAAUCCUUUAGCUUUGCUGUGUUCUACCCUUCACAAAAGGGUUUGGAGAGCAAUUGUAUAAAAAUGAAUUUGUAAAUAUUUCUACAAGUCUUUGCCACAGACUGUCACUCUGGCCUCCAGCAGAGGGAGCUGGAGACAUCAAUAGAGUGGCAAUCUGUGAGUUCCCUAGAGGGGAGCCAUUUGAUGCCCAGGGCUCCAGAGGAUUGCUUGGAGUGGGGCUUGAGAGGCCAUUGGGGAAUGUUUCUUGCUGAGGAUUUGGGAAUUGCCCAGGAAAUAGUUGUUUCUACACCACAUAAGACCAUGACUGGACUUCAUGUCUAAAGUCCCCAGUGGUAGAAGAGUUGAUUAACAUGAAUAAAGCCCUGGGUUCCAUCCCCAAUAUCACACAAAAACUCCUGUGAAAUGGUAUGUCUGCUUGGGAUUUCGUGUCAAAUGUAUGCAGAGGCUAGGGGACUUGAUAAUGGGAAGGGCAUCAGUGGCCACAUCAUUGAAAGAGCCUGAUAACAAUGAAACCUUCUGAAAUCCAAACAAUUCUGCACAAGUGUCUGCCUUGUUGUAAUUAUGCUGUAUAAAAAUUCAUGUUUUAAAGAGCUGACCUCCACCUGAUUUCCAUACCUGAAAUGACAGCUCUCUGAGCUGCACAGCUGGAAAUUAAAUGUCCAGGUCCCACCAUGGCUCCAAUUUAACAUUUGGUGCUUCUUGGAUUGAGCUUAACAUGUUGAGGUUUUGCAAUUUCACUUGUGGCAAAGGCUCUUGCAUUUUCUAUUUCUAUGCAAAUUUCUUGAGGCAGAAUUGUUUGCACAUUUCUCCUCUGCCCUCACAGAAGGCAGCAUUUCUUUCAAACCUAACAGAGGCAUCAGUUGCUCUUUGGCUGUGUCCCUUACCAUGAUUAUUAACUUUAUAUGUGUGUGACUUGGGUUUGCAAAUUUGUUGCAUAGCGUUUCCAUGUAGUAAUUCUUAGUUUGGCUGUUAAAAAAAUUAACCCUGGACUAAGAUUAGCGGUUUUUUUUAAAUGGUCCUCUGCAAUUUUAAGAAGUGUAAUAAAAUUGAAAUUCACUGGUUUUUCUAUGCCUUUUUGAACUCUUGUAAUUGAGUUUGAUCACGUUUUAUAUUAAAGAGGCUAACACAUGA
Ictidomys tridecemlineatus (thirteen-lined ground squirrel) is the source of this 2161-nucleotide messenger RNA. The record is from RefSeq and is a predicted model, not a curated record. NCBI's taxonomy places the organism in Eukaryota, Metazoa, Chordata, Mammalia, Rodentia, Sciuridae.